Molecule: messenger RNA, 4332 nt
Organism: Torulaspora delbrueckii
Lineage: Eukaryota; Fungi; Ascomycota; Saccharomycetes; Saccharomycetales; Saccharomycetaceae
Gene: SPP41
Product: Spp41p
Exons: 1
Coding region: 1-4332 (1443 amino acids)
Source: RefSeq, a predicted model, not a curated record
AUGUCGGAUGAUCGUGGUGACGAUUUGAACUUCAACGAGCUCGUUGGUAGUCUAUUGAGCUCACACAACGCAGAUGAAAAUCGUGAAGAGCUGGGCAUCGGUACGAAAAAGCCAAUUGCUUCAAAUGAUCAUGAAAAUGGGGAAGUGGAGCUACCGGAGUUUGGUGGGGGAGAGGAGGAUGAUGCGUUGGCUGCUGUAGUUGCCAAUGCUAUACAAAAUAUGGAUGAUGAGCCUGGCGAGGUAGAGGAAGUGAAUGUACCGAGAGAAGAGAAUUUUGAGGUAGGUCAUGGGGAUGAAGAGCAGGAAGAUCAACAAUGGGCACAAAUUUUGCAACAAGGUAUUUUGCAGGGUGCUGCAGGAAGACAUGAUAGUAGUCAACAGGAAGAGCAAUUGGAUCCUGAUGAUGAGAAUCUACGGCGAGCAAUCUUAGAGUCUUUGGGUGAGUUGAAUGUUGUAGAUAGAGAGGUUACGGAGAAGGAUAGUGCAACAGAUACUAAGAGCAAAUCGAAGAAAAGUACAAAGAAGAAGAAGAAGAAGGAUAAAGAUCACAACAAGGAUAAAAGUACUAGUACUAAGAAGAAGAAACCACACAAGAAGGAUAAAGCGGGUAAAGACGACUUAUUGGAUUUCGAUGAUGUUAUCAAAGGUUUUAUGAGGCAGGGUGCGGAAGUUCCAGAGGCAGAAGAAUCAGAAGAAGUUGGAGACGCUGAGACUCAGGCUUUAGUUGAAGCUACGCUAAAAGCGUUUGAACGUGAACUGCUCAGCUCCCAAACAGCUCCCUUCGCUGCCAAACCCAAAACCUCAUCAAAAAAGAAGUCCACUGCCAAAACUAUUUCAACCACUGCAAAGGAUGAUGACAAGGGUGCAGCAAAGGCAAUAGCGACUUCGGCGGCUGAAUCAUCAAAUGUUGUUUCGGAGGCACCAAAGAAGAAGAAGAAAAAGAAGAAGCAGUCUAAAGGAGCCGAGAAAUCGAAGGAUGUUUAUGAAGAAGAUGAGUUCUCACGGGCUUUAGCCGAAAUGGUAAAUGAGGUGGUCAAGACAUCUUUAACCGACAAAACUACCGAAGCUCCCGAGAUACCUGAAGAAUCUAUACCAACUAUUCCUGAACCAAUAGCAACAUCUCCAGAGGACCAGAUCGAACAACCUGUUGAUGCUGAUCAAGGCGCCCAAGGCGAAGAGACGUUUGAUUUGAAUCAAAUUAUGCAAAAAGCCAUGUCUAUGGCUUUUCAAGAACAAACACAGGAGAAUCUCGACAAUGUAGCCAUGGAAGAGUUUAAUCGCGGACUUCGAGAUCUAAAUGUUUCAGAGAUCUUGACUACUGGGAAGCAGAAGAAGAAAUCAAAGAGUCCUCGAAGGAAAAUCAGCACGGAGAAAUCCAGGUUAGCAGGGACUACCGACUCAUCAAAGAAGAAAAUCACACCAAAGCCUGCCAUCCCAGCGGAAGAGGCUCUUCGGAAGAAAUAUUCUCAAGCUGCAACAGCCGCUGCAGCAGCCGCCCGGAAGCGUAUAGCUGCUAAAAACAAAGUCUCUAGAUUGCAAAUGAAGUCAGAGCGUAAAAAGGCUCGUGAGGAGAGAAAGUUACAGAAAAAACAAGCGAAAGAGCAAUUAGAGCUCGAAAGAAAGGAACUAGAGCUUAUUGUCGCAAAAGGCCCACCUUAUCCUCCAGAUUUGAGGCUAACAAAGAGCGGAAAACCUAAGAAGCCAUACAGAAGAUGGACGCUUGAAGAAAUGGAAAAGAGGGCGUCUAUGCCUCCAGGGGAACUGCAAAAUGUUGGUAAGGUCAAAAAGCCAAGGAAGAAGAAAUCGAAAAAGUUGAAAAAGAUGCCACUGUCGACACUGAAAAAGAUACCAAUAUUCAAUUUCAUUCGAGGAAAUGCUACAACAGAUGUUAAAAACAACCUCAAAGAUGGUGACGAGACCGUUAGGGAGCUACCGCUCCAAACGUAUCACCUAGACAUAAACAAAUUGGCUCCUCCUGACACAGUCUCUCCAGAGCAGUGGGAAAAGGAAAGGAGGAUUAAAGAGGAACAGGUUAUUGUUCCAAAGUCAAAUGGGUCUGCUCAAUUUGCCUUUGAUGCGGCACGGAAGACUGUAGUUCGCAGAGAGAAGAUACCGCUCCACCCACCAUGGAUUAUACCAAGCCAAGUACCAUUUGCACUGCCAGUGGCAAGAAGGAGAAGAAAGGAAAGACUAAAGGAACCUAAGCGAGCACACCGGAGUCUACGCGAAAGACGGAAAUCAAGAGAAGGCCGAGCUUCUUUCAGUUCCAACGUCAGGGCAAAAAUUAUUCCUGCUGUGUUAUUACCCAUCAUCAAGACACUUAAGGCGGCAGCCAGAGCGAAAUCAGCAUCUGGUGCGUCUUCAGAAGAAGCCAGCAGACACUUGGUCACAAUUAUUAGGCAUACGAAGCGGUCCAUCGCACAAACAUUAAGUAUGGCGAGAAGGCAAUCAGUGAGAAAUUAUACUGCUAUUAAAUCAGAAAGCGACCUAGAUAAAAGACCAAGUGAAGCUGGCAUCAAAAAAGCAGCAAAAAUACCCAUCUUUAGCUUGGCCAGGAUUAAACAAAUUGAUACUAGCGAAGAUGACUCAGUUAAGCUACAGAAGGCAAAUAAAUUCUCUCCAACUGUAAUCAAGCUCGAAGAUGAGCAUUCACUCGAGGACUUCGAGAAGAAGACAAAAAAACUUUCGCCGGAAGAACAGCACAUAACACAUAAAGGACAAGCCAUUGACCGUCAAGAUAGCGCAGGCGCUCAGGAAACUCCCCAGCAGGUUUUGUCACCGGACGAUUCUAUGAUAGACGAAACUUUGAGGGAGCAUUCCGCAGCUGAUAAUCAUACUUCAGCAGAACGUGAAUAUUCUCAAGAGAAUGAGACCCAACCAGCGGAUGAACAAGAGGUAUCAUCGACACAUAUGACUUUCCCUGAAAACAGUAAAGAAAAUCACGUCGAGAGCUCGCAUACGGAUUCCAGGGAUGAUGUUCCAGGGAUCCACCAGGAAAUGGACAAGAAAGAAUCAAGUGACACUAAAGAUGAUGUGUCUCGCGAAAAAGCUCGAAGGCUUGCAGAGGAGGGCCACCUUGACCCAGCAGCAAAUGAAACUUCUACAAUUCACCAAACUUCGAAUGUAGAGUCGCAUCCAGUAGAAUCACCUAGCAAACAUGGACGGCUAUCACUUUUGAAAACCGAAGUUUCAGAGGGCGCCAGCCUUGAUCAAAGUUCCCUUACCUUUUUGAAAGAUACGCUUGAUCAAAGUGAUCUGAAAGGAGAGCAAAAGGUCCUCGACGUUUUGGAUAGUCUUGUGAAGGACCAUCUUACGAACUCUGAUGAAAACUCUGUGGGUUUGCCUGCUGAUGUGCGGAAUAUUAUAUCAGCUACGAUUGAAGAAUUGAUACCCGCAAUAGAUGAACAAGAGACAAGAAUUGAAGAUGAACCACAACCCAAACGCCGGAAGGGUCCACCACCAGUGUUGAAUCUAGAUGGACUUGUACCGCCAAACAGUUUGCAUAUCAUACCCAAAAUUGAAGAGACGCCGAGACCAUCUGUUGUUAAAAAGGCCUCUCCCAAGGUUAAGAAGCCUCGUAAGAAGGCCGAGCAGCCUGUUCUCCUGUACGCUUUUGACGUUCCUGACUUUAAAAAUAUGCAGGGGAGAAGAACUAUGCUACUCAAAAGAGCUAAGAAUCAUUUAACCAACGAUGAAAUGAAUAUACUGAAGAAAGAGAUUAACAAGGAACGUAAAAGAAAAUGGAGGGACGCAAAUGUCGAGAAAAAUUGGGAAAAUGACCUGCGUGCCAGAAUGAAGAAGCGUGCAAACGCUAAGUUCGGCGAGAAUGAUUCGCUCGAGAAAGGCAAAUGGUAUCAGGAUGAAGUUAAUAAGAGUUUAGCUGAAAGGGGCAUCAAACAAGAGGACAUUGACAAAGCCAAUGAUGGUAACUCCGACAAGAAGAACAUCGGUUCGACCAAUUUAAGUGAUAAUGAAGUUUUGAAUAUGAUAGCAUCAACUUUGAAUAAACUGGAUGUCGCUCGUCUUCUUGAACAGGAGCUCAACGAGGACGCUGCAAAUUUUCCAGAGAACAAGAUUAAUGGGAAGAAAAAAGGAGUCUCAUCGAAAGAAAUGUCGACUGCCACUAGGAGCAUCGAAGGAGUCGAGCAUUCUAACGUGAUGAUUCCACCUUACAACGAGCAUGAAUCUUUCCAUGAGGAGGUAAUUAACUGCAGUGCGACUGAAGAACUAGAUGAAACCGGUAACGCCAAACGGCCCUAUCCGGACGACAUCCCAGUCAGUGUCCCUCUCAUGAAGAGACCGAAGGCUUUAAGUACGCAGGAGGAUAAAUAA